AAUUCUACAAGUGGUUCUAAUUUACUAUUGCUGUUCUCUAGCUGGUCUAAAACCACUUUUGACCUAAAGGGACGCUUUUUGGAUGCCAUGGACAUUUCUCAGUUUUCAGGCAGAAAGAACAGUAAAAAUGCAGGCAGGGCACAGGACAAAGCACUAGGGACAAAAUGUAUGUGAAAUGGUUUGAUACAUGAAUGACACUUUUUGACAUUUUUAAAUUUCCCGCCGUUCCGUCCCCGUACAUCCUGACGUCGCAGGGAACGGAAUCCGGAAGGCAGAUGCCGGCAUCGGCCGGAGGACAUGGCCGGGGACACUGCAGGGG
Messenger RNA from Staurois parvus, 319 nucleotides. NCBI's taxonomy places the organism in Eukaryota, Metazoa, Chordata, Amphibia, Anura, Ranidae. The record is from the annotation of a GenBank genome assembly.